This is a messenger RNA of Oryzias melastigma (Indian medaka), 2032 nucleotides long. It is a transcript of the gene ddx56, whose product is annotated as DEAD (Asp-Glu-Ala-Asp) box helicase 56. NCBI's taxonomy places the organism in Eukaryota, Metazoa, Chordata, Actinopteri, Beloniformes, Adrianichthyidae. Gene Ontology annotation, cellular component: nucleolus. Gene Ontology annotation, molecular function: RNA helicase activity; nucleic acid binding; ATP binding. The record is from RefSeq and is a predicted model, not a curated record.
UUUUAGCUUCUGGUAGAAAAAAAAAAUCCGAGGGUGUGACGUCAAACUCCUGCGACGCUCGCACGUGAACGCAGCAGAGAUGGCAUGCGAACGGCUGCAGUUUCAUGAAAUGGGUUUAGACGACCGCCUGCUAAAGGCGGUCGCAGACCUGGGCUGGUCUCAGCCCACCCUGAUCCAGGAGAAAGCCAUUCCUCUGGCUCUGGAGGGGAAGGACCUUCUGGCUCGAGCUCGGACCGGAUCUGGGAAAACCGCCGCCUACGCCGUUCCCAUCAUCCAGCACAUCCUGACCUCCAAACAGAGCGUCCGGGAGCAGGCGGUCAGGGCGCUGGUCCUGGUUCCGACCAAAGAGCUGGGCCAGCAGGUCCAGACCAUGAUGAGGCAGCUGACGUCCUUCUGCUCCAGAGACGUCCGAGUGGCCGACAUCUCCAGCAAGGCGGACGUUUCCUCUCAGAGGCCCAUCCUGAUGGAGAAGCCUGACGUGGUGGUGGGGACGCCGUCCCGUGUGCUCGCCCACAUCAACGCGCACAACCUGGACCUGCAGGCCUCCCUGGAGGUUCUGGUCGUGGACGAGGCCGACCUGAUCUUCUCGUUCGGCUUCGAGGCCGACCUCAAGAGCUUGUUGUGCCAUCUGCCAAAGAUCUACCAGUCCUUCCUGAUGUCGGCCACGUUCACGGAGGACGUCCAGGCUCUGAAGGAGCUGCUGCUGCACAACCCCAUGGUCCUGAAGCUGCAGGGCUCUCAGCUGCCGGACAGCAGCCAGCUGCAGCAGUACACCAUCAAAUGUGAGGAGGAGGACAAGUUCCUGCUCAUCUACACGCUGCUGAAGCUGAGGCUGGUCCGCGGGAAGACGCUGCUGUUCGUGGGCGCCGUGGACCGCAGCUACCGCCUCAAGCUCUUCCUGGAGCAGUUCAGCAUCCCCGCCUGCGUCCUCAACUCCGAGCUGCCCGUCCAGUCCAGGUGUCACAUCAUCACCCAGUUCAACCAGGGCUUCUAUGACAUCAUCAUCGCCACCGACGAGCAGAGUCUGAGCCCGCCGGCGGGUUCCUCCCAGACCAAAGGAAAGGAGAAGAAGAACGCCAACAAAGGAGGGAAAGCUAAAGAUAAGGAGUUUGGAGUCUCCAGAGGCGUGGACUUCCAGAACGUCGCCAAUGUCAUAAACUUUGACUUCCCCCCGACGGUGGAGUCGUACAUCCAUCGAGUGGGCAGAACGGCGAGAGCGGACAACCAGGGCACGGCGCUGUCCUUCAUCUCCCACACGGAGCUCCCCCUGCUGGCCGAGGUGGAGGAGGCUCUGAGCACAGACAACAGCGAGUCGGUCCUGAAGCCGUAUCAGUUCAGGAUGGAGGAGAUCGAGGGCUUCAGGUACCGCUGCCGGGACGCCAUGCGCGCCGUGACCAAGCAGGCGGUGAGGGAGGCCAGGCUGAAGGAGAUCAAGCAGGAGCUGCUCAACUCAGAGAAGCUGAAGACGUACUUUGAUGACAACCCCAGAGAUCUGGAGCUGCUGAGACACGACAAAGACCUCCACCCCGCCGUGGUGAAGCCGCACAUGAAGAACAUCCCCGACUAUCUGAUUCCCCAGACGCUGAGGGGCGUGGUCAACCCGCUGUCCGGCAGGAGGAAGAGGAGGAGGAUCAAACCCCCGGUGGAGGGAGUGGUGAGGAGCAGCUUCAAGAAGAACGACCCGAGCAGAAACCCGCUGAAGAGCUUCCGCUACACUGGAGGCAGAAACAAAGCACCCAGAGCUGGGAAGUCGUCGUGAGGGUUGGAGCGAGAGGCGUUACCAUGACGACAGACGAACUCUUCCUCCAGCAGAGACAGGUCGUCACAGAAGACUCUCGUUCUUUGGUGGAAUAAAACGUUCGUAUUGGAGUUUAGAAAGUAGACCUGCUGCUUCCUUUGGACUGAAGAGGCGCGGGAGGCGGCUGAGGUCAACAGGGGGCGCCACAGAGUUUGAGGAAAAUCAAACGCAGAGAGAGGAUUGUUUGAUUUUCUUCAGGCUCUUUAUUGACUCUCCUUAAUCUUAAAAGUCUUC